AGAUACCCGAAGAAUAAUCAACAUUGUGAAAGAUAACCGGCAACAAUCAAUUGAUGAAAUUACUGAAAAAUUCAAUACUGGUUUGGAAAUUUUGGUUAGUUCUAAAACCAUACGUCGUAACCUUCACGAAAGUGGGUUUUUUGGUCGGGCUGGUCUAAGAAAACCUUUCAUAUCUGAGGAAAAUCGUCGUAAACAAUUAAAAAGGUGUCUAGAACGAAAAGAUCGGGUUCUUUUGCUGAAUAAAAUGAUAUAUUUUUUUUCGUAA
Ambispora leptoticha is the source of this 265-nucleotide messenger RNA. NCBI's taxonomy places the organism in Eukaryota, Fungi, Glomeromycota, Glomeromycetes, Archaeosporales, Ambisporaceae. The record is from the annotation of a GenBank genome assembly.